Molecule: messenger RNA, 546 nt
Organism: Gavia stellata (red-throated loon)
Lineage: Eukaryota; Metazoa; Chordata; Aves; Gaviiformes; Gaviidae
Product: C-type lectin domain family 4 member D-like
Exons: 5
Coding region: 1-546 (181 amino acids)
Biological process (GO): immune response; biological process involved in interspecies interaction between organisms
Cellular component (GO): external side of plasma membrane
Molecular function (GO): carbohydrate binding
Source: RefSeq, a predicted model, not a curated record
AUGAGCCAGCAGUGUGCUCUUGCUGCAAAGAAGGCGAAUGUCGUGCCCCUCUCCCCCAGCGAUGAGGAGCCCACAGCCCUGCAGCAGAAAUUCACGGAGUGGCAGUGCGACUCGGCGGUGCCGCAAGGCAAAGGGCGAGGCUGGACGUGCUGCCCAAAGGGCUGGAAACGCUUUCAAAAAAGCUGCUAUUACAUGUCAGAUGAUAGGAUGCGCUGGGACAAGAGUGAGCAGAACUGCACUGGGAUGGGCUCCCACCUGGUGGUGAUCAACACCGAAGCAGAGCAGGCUUUCCUCACUAAAGAGCUCCCAGGUCCAUUAGGAAGAAAUUACUACAUCGGUCUGAGAGCACGGCAGGUGGGCCAGUGGCAGUGGGUGGACCAGACUCCAUUUAAUGCAACGGCAGCGUUCUGGCGGAAAGGGGAACCAAGUAAUGUGGCUGCUGAGAUGUGCGUUAUAAUCCAUACCAGUUCAGAAAUACACAACUGGAAUGAUAGCCGAUGCGAGGACCUUUAUCGAAUUUGUGAAGCUGCAGCAGUAACUGUGUGA